UGAAAGGGUGGGAGGGAGGGAAGGGUAAGGGUGCCGCUGGUAUGGAGUAUGGAAGCGGCGGGGGCGGAGGCGGGGGGGGCCGCGGGGGUGUCCAACCAGCCUCAGCUGCCGCGAGGGGUAUGGCGGGGACAGAUACUACCGAUGCUGCAUGGCACAAACACGAACAAAUGAUCAUUAUGGAAUCCAGGCAUAAGCAACAAUUAGGCGGGAGGGCGGGAACGGGCGGAGGCGGAGGUGGCGCACCUCUUUAUGGUCGUCUGGUUGCAGAGGAACCCCUGCCCCCCUCGGUAUGCGGGGGUGCAGGUGCCGGCGGCGGAACCGGUGGGGUUCCCCAAGAAACUCCCGCGGAUAUUCACGCCAUGCAAGCCAGGAUACCCCAUAGGUUUCGUGAUCCAGCCACCGCACCCCUUAGGAAACUCAGUGUCGAUCUCAUCAAAACUUACAAGCACAUCAAUGAGGUUUAUUACGCUAAGAAGAAGAGGAGGGCGCAACAAAUGCAAGGAGAAGAUGGUUCUCAUAAAAAGGAAAGAAAAUUGUACAACGAUGGCUGGGAUGACGAUAAUCAUGAUUAUAUUAUCAAGAAUGGGGAAAAGUUCCUCGAUCGCUAUGAGAUCGAUUCGUUAAUAGGUAAAGGCAGUUUCGGCCAAGUAGUGAAAGCGUUUGAUCACGAAGAACAAACGCAAGUGGCAAUAAAAAUUAUCAAGAAUAAAAAACCUUUUCUAAAUCAAGCGCAAAUCGAAGUGAGGCUAUUGGAAAUGAUGAACAGGGCGGAUACCGAAAACAAAUAUUAUAUAGUUAAACUGAAAAGGCAUUUUAUGUGGCGGAAUCACUUAUGUCUGGUAUUCGAACUGUUAUCGUAUAAUCUGUACGAUCUACUUAGAAAUACGAAUUUUCGAGGAGUGUCGUUGAACUUAACAAGGAAGUUUGCACAGCAACUGUGUACUGCCCUUUUGUUCCUGUCUACACCGGAAUUGAACAUCAUUCACUGUGAUCUGAAACCCGAAAACAUACUUUUGUGCAAUCCCAAACGAAGUGCGAUAAAAAUAGUGGACUUCGGUAGUUCGUGUCAGCUUGGACAGAGAAUAUACCAGUAUAUUCAGUCGAGGUUUUACCGAUCACCUGAAGUCCUGUUAGGAAUACCUUACGACCUUGCGAUAGACAUGUGGAGUCUAGGAUGUAUUUUAGUUGAAAUGCAUACAGGAGAACCUCUGUUCAGUGGGGCCAACGAGAUCGAUCAAAUGAAUAAAAUCGUAGAAGUACUAGGAAUGCCACCGAAACAUAUAUUGGACCAAGCGCACAAAGCGCGGAAAUACUUUGAUAAAGUCCCCAUAGAUGGCUCGUAUGUGCUGAAAAAAUUGAAGGACGGUAAAAAGUACAAACCUCCCGGUACGAGGCGCUUGCACGAUAUCUUGGGCGUCGAGAGUGGAGGCCCUGGUGGUAGAAGGAUAGGUGAACCUGGUCAUUCAAUUUCCGAUUACCUCAAAUUCAAAGACUUGAUUCUACGGAUGCUGGACUUUGAUCCGAAAACAAGGGUGACGCCGUAUUACGCACUUCAGCACAAUUUCUUUAAGCGUACAGCCGACGAGGGGACCAACACAAAUAUUGCUGCUGCCAACAGUGCUAACACGAGCCCGGCAGUGGUGUCGAUGAGCCAGGAUCACGGACUGGUAACCAUGUCAGGACAAGGAAGCGGCAACAGUGGCAAUCCGAUGCAAGGAUCAAGUCUCCCUGGUGGCUAUCAACCGAUGGAGUGCGAGUCAUCGCCUCGGCAUCUGGCCAGUCGACGUGUCGUGACAACGAGCUAUCCGUCAACCUCGGCCACCGGGGUCUCUGCAUCCGGGCCAAUGUCCAUGCAGUCUGUAGACAGCUCCCUGAUACAAAGCUCUCUCGGAUCGUAUAAUAGCCUAAUUCUCCCUGGUAUACCCCAUCUGCCCGCGAUGAUGACCUCGCCGAUGAUACAGCAGCAGAACUUCUACAAUUACGGUUAUCCGACCGGCGACGGCCACGGGAUAGUCAGGCAACCGUCGACGGUCUCGGCCGGUAAACAGAGAGACCCGGAAAGGGAGGACAGUCCUAUGGUCGGUGUAUGCGUCCAGCAAAGUCCGGUUGCUAUUCACUGAACGGAAAGAAAAAUAUGAGCGAACACACGAAGCUACCGACGACGGUCGAUGAUAUAUAGAUGAGAUACACGUCGUACUGUCGCCGCGAUCGCGCGCGGUACCGUCAACAAAAUAUAUAUUAGGGUGAUUAUACAUACUGUAUAUACGAUUGAUGAUGAUGAUAAUGGUGAUGAUGAUGAUGAUGAUGUUCACGACGAUACCGCGGUAAAAUGAGAGAAAUCGUAACUUGGUUAUGAAAAGAAAACAGAGGAGGAGAGAAGUGUAAGAAACCACAAGGGGAAGGGAGGGAGAGAGCAAUGAGAACGGGCAGUUAGGAAUUUGAAGGUCCUUCCCCGUUGCGUUGCUUUGCAUUUCGUCGUUAGUGUCGGCCGCGCCGCGAACGAUAUCCUCGAAGUAGCAAUACGAGAACGUGUGUACACGAUGCUGCUGUCACCGCGUGAAAAAAAAAGUGUCACGUUAGGAAUGCUAUAUCGACAUUGGUAUAUAAAAGUAUACUGUUUCGAUUAUUCAAAAUGGGGACAGACACAUGCUAACUGGCUGACAAAGGGGGAGGGGGGCUUAACCAGAAAGAGAUAGCUCAUCGUGCAGAGAGAGAUGCUCUUCGUUCGUUCGUUCAUGAGAAUGAGGGAUUUAAAAAAACAUAGAGUACACGAGCCGGCUUCUAAAGGAAAUAAAAGACCGAGAAAAAGAGAACAAUCGAUUCGAAAAAUAAAAAGGAGUAUCACGAAGGAAUGCAAAGGAAAACACGAGGGAAGUCUCCUAUUUUCCGUUUGUUUUUCUUUACCUUUCUUAGUCUUCUGUUUGUCUAUCUUAAGAAGCCGACUGGUCUUACAUUUGGGCACGGAUACACCGCGUCCGGCGCGCUGAAGCUUAUGAGAUACUUUGCUUAUUGAGCACGGACGGACAAAACAUGGUCUAGUGAGGAUGAACCCAGCUGGCCUCUCGGGUCCUGCCCGAUUCUACGAACACUCCAUAAAAAGAAUGCUUUAUGUCGCGUGCAGAGAGAUUGAGAGAUUGAGAGAGAGAGCGAGAGAGAGAGAGAGAGAGAGAGAGAGCGCGCGCGAG
This is a messenger RNA of Dufourea novaeangliae, 3185 nucleotides long. RefSeq names its product serine/threonine-protein kinase minibrain (gene mnb). Gene Ontology annotation, molecular function: protein serine/threonine kinase activity; protein serine/threonine/tyrosine kinase activity; transcription coactivator activity. Lineage: Eukaryota; Metazoa; Arthropoda; Insecta; Hymenoptera; Halictidae. Gene Ontology annotation, cellular component: nucleus. Bases 42 to 2120 code for a protein of 692 amino acids. Gene Ontology annotation, biological process: peptidyl-threonine phosphorylation; peptidyl-serine phosphorylation; protein autophosphorylation. The record is from RefSeq and is a predicted model, not a curated record. The transcript is spliced from 8 exons.